Molecule: messenger RNA, 4151 nt
Organism: Scophthalmus maximus (turbot)
Lineage: Eukaryota; Metazoa; Chordata; Actinopteri; Pleuronectiformes; Scophthalmidae
Gene: fam81b
Product: family with sequence similarity 81 member B
Exons: 9
Coding region: 2243-3307 (354 amino acids)
Source: RefSeq, a predicted model, not a curated record
GUUCUGCUCCAAAAAGGAGACCGGCCUGGGUGUUUCGAGACCUGACGUGGACUCUAAAAACCUUAGAGGUCUAAAAUACUGGUUGUCUUUUGUAUGUCUCUGCACUGUGGCCGUGCCUGAAUAUGUGCCCCCCCCCCCAUCAAAUAGGUCAGGCUUCGGUGAACGUCAGCACCCACACGCAGCACGUGGCAGGCAGCCUCUUCUCAUUUUUAGCUGCUGCGAGGCUGCAAUGUGUAUUAAAAAGCUCACUGCAUCCUCCCCUCUGGCACUUGUUUCAGUUGAGCCGCCCGCCUGGUUAAGACUGUACCCGCAACCGCCCAAACAAACACAACACGACCAGACAUUCAUUACAAGAGUGGAAACCUCUCUCCUUGUAACUCUGUGGCACACACUAGAGGUAACAGGAAGAUGUUUCUCUGCAAAAGCGGCCUGACAAAACGUUUGACUUUGAGCAAGUAAAUUACUGAAGGGAAGAAUUUAUAUGACCGAAUAGACAUCGGCACUACUGGAGAGGGGUGAGGGGCCAGGGCCGAGCUCGCAUGCGGCUUGUAUGGACACUAGUUCAACACCGAUAUGACCUUGGCUUCACUUGUGGGAGUGAUGGUGAAGGUGUGAGUGGCUCUGACGAUGCCCUCUGCUGCAAACUCCUGGUGAUUCAUACUGUAGCAACACUGACUUUUAGCUACACAACUUCCGUAGCUUCAUUUUUUUUUUUCCUGAUAUGAAAAGACACAGUAAUCUGAUGAUCAAACAUGGUUUGAGUUCCCAAUAACAACAUUUUUUUUGUCUUAGCUUGGGGUCACUUGACAUCUCAACCAUCCCACUAAAUUAAACAUUGAAAUCACAACCAAGUGGACACUGGCAGCCACACGGUGAACUGCCCUGAACUCCUCUCCCAGCUAAGUAGAUGUGAGCCUGUGAGCCAGACUCUUCCUUUCAGCUGCUAGUGCCGUUUCUAUUGGGCUGUAGUGUAGAAAACUGAUGAGUCUGCACUGAGCAGGCUUUCCUCUUAAUGAUGCUGGUCCAGUUGAUAGACUAAAUCCAGUGUUUGUGGCUGUGUGGCACACACACGCACGCACGCACGCACGCACGCACGCACGCACUGAAACAUCUUCCACUCCAAUCUUAUUCCAUUACGUGCCACUACCAUAGCAACUUGACUCAUGCCGCGUAAACCCACAAAACUUGACUUUCACUCCAGAGGUGGUUUCAUUCUCUUCCCGAUUCAUUCAGUCGCCAGAAAAGCUGAAUUUUCAACGAAUAGCUGCCAUGAAACAUAAUAAGAAAAUUAUUAUUAUGAUUUUAUGAUAUAUUGUUUGCAGUGAAGCAACAGAAGAAUGGGCUGCCUUUAAUGAUUUGCACAGUGUUCCCUAACCGUCCGUGGCCAAUUAAAACAAUCUGAUAUUCUGUUUUAUGGUCUCAGUCUGUCCUGACAGUCUGGUGCCAGCACAGCUCCUCUUCGUACUGGACUAAGAGUAGGCGCAGUGAAAUGAUUUAAAGAUAAAGAGCUUCACUGAAAUAGCUUCAGAAUGAUGAGUCAAAGCCUUGACUUGCGUUUUUACCUCGAAAUAUUUCCAAUGAGUCAGUCCAAGACUUAAAGCAAUGGUUUUUACCUUCACGUGGGGAAAAAAAGCUUCUUAAAAUCCUUAAACAGCAGGAAUGAGCAGAAUUUUCAUCAGAAAUGCCAGUGAUGUGUAAUCUGCGCUUUGGGUAACUGAAAAGCGCUUUAUAAAUUCAAUAUAUUGUUAUUAUUAUAAUCUGUACUGUAAUGAACCACAUUCAACUGCAUUUAAAGCUCCUCUAAUAUAUUUUUUGUCUGACAAACAAGAACAUUCAGGAGCGACUCGACUUUUGUUCUUCACAGACACAAGCAUUAGAGCCUGAAUGAAUGGAAAAUUUACACCAUUUCUGACAUUUUACAUAAAGAUUGGGUGAAUUCCAUUGAAUACGCUUACAAAUACAAUAUUACUUCGCAGUUACGCAGAUUAAGCUGUUACCAACCUUUUCUCAGAGUUCAAGUUAAACAAAUUUUCACACUGUGGUCAGCAGAUAUUUCCUGUUUGCUGAGUUAAGCUGCUCCACCACAUGCAUCAUUCUCGCAUUACCGUUGGACAAAUUCGCACUGACAGGCAGGCACACCCCACUCGAAGAGACCACAGUUACCAAGUGACGUCACAACACAAACGUAUGAACUGAAGCAAGAGCCAAGUGAAGACAAAAACCACACAGGCCUAGGAGAAGAAUGUCAUAUGAGUCAAAGUUAAAGCCUCAUCAGAAUCAGAUCAGAAGGCCCGAUGUGCUGGAGGGUGGUCUGGGCAGUCAGGAGAGGACACUGGCUGUGCUGCUGGAGCAGGCUUUCGCCAUCAAAGAGGAGGUGGCGGCAGGCCUGCAGUCCACCAAGGGCUCUGUCCAGGUCGAGGCACUUUCCCGCAAGCUGCUGGAGAGUCACAUACUGACCGUCACGCACAUUGUCAAGCAGCUCAGUAGGGACAUACAGGCACUACAGAGACAGAUCGCGCUGCGGGACUCUGUGUCCUCUGGAACCACACUGGCUGUUCAGAGCUUAGACCAGAAAAACAUGGCUGGCAUUGGAGACCUGAGAGGAAGAGUAGCCAGGUGUGAUGCCAGCAUUGCCAAGCUGACCGCCGACACGAGCUCUGGGGAUCGGCAGAUGAUUAGACUGCAGCGGGAGAUGGAAGAGCUCAGAUCGGCUGUGGGUGUGAAGCUGGGAGAGCUGGGAGUCACGCUUCAUCGUGACCUAAGAAGACUGGAGGCCUCAUUGACAGAGCUUUCCCAGAGCCAAGGGAGCUCCAUGUCUGAUCUGCAUAGACAAGUUAAACUACUAGAAGACAAGAUGUCAGGUGGGCUGAAGGAAGCCAAGGAGCAGACAGAUUCACUGAGAUGUUGGACAGACCACCAGCUCUACAGCUCUCACCAGACACUUGCCCAGAGCAACCGGCAGCUCCGCUCACAACUACAAGACAAAAUGUUAGAGGCAGAGUCUAGAUUAGCUGCCCAGCUCCGUGCUCUGGAGGCCCGUGCGGAGCGGGACCGGGCCGACCGGAGUCAGGCGGAUCAGCUGAAACGCUCGGAAACCAAACUCAGCAAGAGAAUGAGCUCGCUGGAGAGCAGCCUUCAUCGGGAGCUGCAGCUGCUCAAACAGGAAUACGACAAAGGGUUCCGGUCUGUGCAUGACGCCAUUGAGUCCCUCAGGCAGAUAGGUGACAUCAAAUCUCGUCUCGACAAGGAGAAGCUGCAGCAGGACACCCGGCACCUCGGCAGCAAGGUGGCAGUGACUUGUGACUGAAGAGGAGCUCCUUUUACUGUCAGGCAGUGCCCAUGCUGAGGCAACAGAGCCACUCGCUUCAAAACCCAAAGGCUCGCCCAUGGAUGACAUUGUUGUUUCCCUCACUACAUUCAUUCCCACCUUAUUUCAUUGCUACGCUGAUGACAUACAGCUCUACAUAACCCUACAGCGACCCUAUGGUAUCGGAAUCCUCACUGUCAUCGUCAUCAUCAUCAUCAUCACUGAGCUCCUGCCUUGAGGCGUGGAUGACAGAAAACUUCCUCCAGCUUAAUAGUUCCAAAACUGAAGCUAUUUUAGUUGGCAAGACCUCCUUCUAUCACCUCAGGAACAUUGCCUAAUGAGGAUACCCGUCCUUCACUCACUCCACUGGCUCGCUGUCUCAUUCAGGAUUGAAUACAAAAUCUUACUCGCCCAUCAGUGCAUCCAUGGCAAUGCCCCUCCCUACCUCAAAGAUCUACUCUCACCACAAACCUCCUCACCCAACCUCCGCUCUGGAAACAAAAGCUUCACCCUUCACCCAUCCAGGACCAGGCACCGUACCAUAGGGGAUCGAGCCUUCUGCUCAGCACCUCCUCGUCAGCGGAAUUCCCUCCCAGACCACCUGAGUGCUCCACAAAGCACACUCAUUUUUUUUCUUUUUUUUUUAUCUUGUUUUUACUCUGUAGCACUUUGCUAUUUGCUUUUAGAAAUGAAAAGUGCUUUAUAAAUAAAAUGUAUUAUUAGUAGUAGUAGUAGUAUUCUGUGAGCCCACGGCCAUUUAGACAGACGAUCUUGCGAGUUUAAGUUGAAUCCCUUUUGUGAAAAAUGCAUAAUCACCAGUGUCAAUAAAGUGCAGCUUUGUGCA